GCUAUAUUAGUAGGAAAGCGCUGUAGAAGUUGAGGCUGAGACUUAAAGUCCAGAAACUGAUUUACCCCAUAGUUAGUAUCCUCGCGGACAACUGUACCAUGGUUGUAGAGGAUUAUGUAGAGGGAGUCCAGGCGUAUUUCCGCCUAGAGAAGGAUGGGAAAGUGGAGAAGGUUCUCCACUCCCUGACUCUCAUCGUAGAAGACAGCCUCCCAUUUGAUAUUGUGUUGGGAAUGGAUUGGGGAGUGGCAGUCGGGGCCACGCUCCAUUUGAAGGAGCACGAGUGUAGGCUCCCUAGUUCUGCGGGCGAGGCUAAGACUGCCCGCUUGUUCCAUGUGUCAGGAGUAGAGAAUUCCUUGGCGCAUUCCUGCCUUAGUGCCCCCGCGUUCGCCAGAUUGGUGAAAAAGGAAAAACUGGAGGAACACGUUUUUGUUGCCUAUGUUAGGCCAGUGAAUGAGCCUACGAAGGAGAAGCUGAUGGACCCUGCGAUUGCCAAGCUGCUGGAAGAGUUUAGAGAUUUGACUGAGCCGCCGACAGGCACGGUGCCGCGGCCCAUCCAGCACCGUAUUGAGAUAGAGCCUAGCAGUAGAACUCCUAAGGGUGCGGUGUACAGGAUGUCCCCGAUGGAGUUAGAGGAGUUUCGCAAGCAGUUAGACGAGCUCCUCGAGAAGGGUUGGAUUAGGCCCAGUUCGUCUCCUUUCGGAGCGCCUGUCCUCUUUGUUCCUAAGAAAGAGGGAGAGCUGAGAAUGUGCAGAGACUAUAGGGGUCUGAAUGCUAUUACGGUAAAGAGUGCUUAGCCACUGCCGAGGGUAGACGAUCUCUUAGAUCGAGUGCAGGGGGCCAAGUAUUUCUCUAAGAUAGAUUUAAAGUCCGGAUAUCAUCAAAUAG
Messenger RNA from Chara braunii, 885 nucleotides. The record is from the annotation of a GenBank genome assembly. NCBI's taxonomy places the organism in Eukaryota, Viridiplantae, Streptophyta, Charophyceae, Charales, Characeae.